AUGCAAAGCUAUCUGGAUGAACUCGUGGCGGAGAACCGACGGUUGAAAGAACAGUCCGCCUCGGCGUCGCACACCGAAGCAGAUCGCGACAACGCCGAGAACGGCCCGGCGCGCCCUGCAGACGCCACGGACGGGCCGGACGAGGGCAACACCAGCGUGCGCAAUCCGCUGAUCGGCGAUCGUGCCUGGUUCCAUCGCUACGAUCCCUCGACGCCGCCUAUCUACAUCGGUGAGGCGGCCUGUACGGCGUUCGCGACGCGGUUCCGUCGCUUCCUCACGGGGAACAAUGCCACCGCGCAUAUCCCGCGCACGCAGUACGUCAAGGACGACUGCAUCGCGGCGGCCAAUACGGCUGACGUGCAAUGGCCGAGUCUGCAGCAGGCGCGUCUCCUGGUGAAGAUUGCCAUGCGGCAGGUCUGCCAUAUCUAUCAUUUGGUCUUGCGCAAAUCGACGCUGGAGAAGCUGGAGGAAAUCUAUCGCACAGGAGAUUUUGAAUGCACGGUGAACAAGUGCAAGUUCUUUGCGCUCUUUGCUUUCGGGGAGGCAUACUCUAUGCGAGCUGAACCAUCAACGGGUUCUAGGGUUCCGGGGACGACGUACUUUGCUCGUGCUCUGAGUUUGGUGCAAUUGCCGCCAGAGCGGACGAAUAUCACGCAUCUCGAGACUUUGCUCUUAUUGUCAUUAUUCUCCUAUUAUCUCAAUCGACGGCAUUCGUCCCUUGUUCUGAUCGGCACAGCCAUGCGCCUUGGUCUGUCCAUCGGGAUGAACCACAACAUCCCGGAGACGCAGCUCAUCGACCCGGUGGAACGACAGCAUCGGCUGCGCAUCUGGUGGACCAUCUACGUCUUUGAUCGCAUGUGGGGAUCCAAAAUGGGACAGCCGUCGCAGAUCCUCGACGACGAUAUUCACCUAGACAUGCCGUCAAGUAUCACACCAGCCCAACUGCACGACGAACAGUUCUCGGAUACCGACCAUCUAACUGCUAACAUCAAGCUCGCGCGCAUUGUCGGCGAGACCAUCGCCAAACUGUACAGUCGCCGCAAAUACAGCGAGACCUUUCUCCAGCGAGUGCAAAAACUGCUCAAGGCAUUGAAGAACUGGGUGGAAACCCUACCAGAGCAUUUACGAUUGAACGAAGACGACCUCGAAGUCAACCGCAAACCGAUCAGCUCUUUACAUUUAUCCUUCAACCAAGUCAGAACAGAACCAUUCUUAACUCUCCUGGAAUUAUAUACUAACAGGCAACAGUGCGUUAUUCUAACCACUCGCCCAACCCUCCUCCAUCUCCUCAUCAACAACCGCACCACCGACAUCUCCCAACCGGUCCUCACACUCGGCGAAGCAUGCAUUCACGCUGCCCGCCACUCCUACUCCGUCAUCCUCACCAAAUGGAUCAACGGCUCCCUCCCCGUCUUCGGCUACUUCCACGCCCACUACCUUUUCUCGCUAGCUCUUGUCCUCGCCAUGGCCAGCUUUCUUCCCAUCGGCAGCCCGUCGGAUCUCGGGGCUUUCGAAACCAGCCUCGAGAUGCUCCGCUCUAUGAGCGAGAACGGUAACCUCGCGGCGGCGGAGUUUCAUAUGAAUCUCGUCCAGGUGAAGGAAUGUCUUGAUCAAUACCGUGACGCUCAUCCAUCCUCAAAUCCCUCCUCUUCCAACACGUCCCAUACCCAUUCUCAUCCCCACGUCCACCCCUCCACAAACUCUCCCCUCACCUCAACAAUCUCUCCCGUCGAAUCCACGCCAAUCCCCCUCGUCACACAACCAACCUCCAUCCCCAACAACAACACCAACAACAACUCCAUAAUGACCCCCGAAGACGAACCUCUCGGCCUAUCAAACUACGCUCUCCCGCCCGGCACCACGGCGGCACCGGCGGCCAGCGCACCAGCCAUCCCGGGCUUCACAACAGCCAUGGCGUUCAUGGAGCCGACGAUGCAGGACUUUUUGGCGCAGUCGGAUUUCGAUCUCGGGUUGUUGCACCCGGUGGAUACUUUUAUGAGUGAGGAGAGCUUUUAUACGAGUCAGGGGAUUUAG
Aspergillus melleus is the source of this 2034-nucleotide messenger RNA. Its product is annotated as transcription factor domain-containing protein. Gene Ontology annotation, cellular component: nucleus. Gene Ontology annotation, molecular function: sequence-specific DNA binding; zinc ion binding. The coding region runs from base 1 to 2034 and encodes 677 amino acids. NCBI's taxonomy places the organism in Eukaryota, Fungi, Ascomycota, Eurotiomycetes, Eurotiales, Aspergillaceae. The record is from RefSeq and is a predicted model, not a curated record. Gene Ontology annotation, biological process: DNA-templated transcription; positive regulation of transcription by RNA polymerase II. The transcript has 2 exons.